Messenger RNA from Eriocheir sinensis (Chinese mitten crab), 8094 nucleotides. Its product is annotated as zinc finger protein 729-like. The coding region runs from base 99 to 6386 and encodes 2095 amino acids. The transcript has 7 exons. Gene Ontology annotation, molecular function: DNA binding. The record is from RefSeq and is a predicted model, not a curated record. Lineage: Eukaryota; Metazoa; Arthropoda; Malacostraca; Decapoda; Varunidae.
CUUCCCGCCAGGUGCGCGCGUGACGUCACCAGGCUUUCAGACAUGGCGGAUGUCCCCUGGUGAAGAAAGGCCUCCUCCCUGGCCUAAAAAAGGGUAACAUGUCCAGCUCUGAGGUCCAAACGGGGGAUUCUUCGCAGCAGAUAAAUGAAGGCCUUUCUGGACACUCUCUGGUGGACGGCGAUGUCAACGUUGUGGGCGAGAUGGAGAGAGAUGGGUCGGAGCUCAAGGUUCCCUCCAUAAUGAGCCACGACGGGCCGGGGCUGCCGGGCGAGGUGCAGUACGUCACCACCGACGAGGCCGGGCAGCCCGUCACGGUCAUGUACCCACAGUCCAGCCUGCCGUUGCUCCGCGCAGCCGACGGCAGCUACGUCAACUUUGUGGAGCUGGGCCUGGACCAAGGGGCCCUGGAGGGUGAUGCCGGCAUGGUGGAGUUCUCAGCUGACGGCCCCAUCACUGUGGUGACAGCCGACGACACCAGUGAACAGCUGGCCCUGCUGGACAGUGACCCCGGGCAGCCGGCCGUCUCACUGGCCAGGGGGGACGGGUCGCAGGCCAUCACUUACCUCACGGCAGCAGAACACGGGGGCGAGGGCUCCCCUUCGGCCAUCCUUGGGGAGCAGUUCAUCCAGAUUCCCGCCAGUGACCAGUCCGGGUCCACCCACACCAUCACAUUACCGCUCUCCUUCCUCAAUGACGGCACGGGCGUGUCCAUCCUGCAGGGCCUGGGCCAGCUGCAGCUGCCACUGGUGGGUGAGGGGGCCGGGGACUCCAUCACCCUGGCCUCAUCCGUGGAAGCCGACCACCACCUGCAGGCCAGCGACACCCAGGUGUUGUCUGUGCUGCAGCCCACCUCAGCCCCCACCCCUGCACCCCCCACCCCUCCCCUGAGCCAGCCCCCAGCCCCACAGCAGGAACCAAGACCCUACGUCCCCAAGUCGGUGGUUGUCAAGACCAGCGGCCAGCCCACAGGCAAGACUGGCCACCAGCCCCGCAAGCUGAUAGGCACAGGGCCGAUGGCUAUCUCGGCCCAGGGCGUCCUGCAGAAGAUUGGCAACCGCAUGGUGACAGUCUUGCCCCGGCCGGAGGAUCUCAAAAAGCUGCAGGAGAACAAGUCCCUCAUUGUGAGUGUCAAGGGGCCUGGCGACGGGGACGGGGCAGGAUCCAGGAGUCCCCGGGCCAGGCGGGUGCCGGUGCCAGUGAGGCCACACCAGCGCUACGGCCGGCGGGGGCGAGGCGGCGCGAGGGGCAGGCCUCCCUCGGCGGCCAGGGCAGAGCAGAGUGAUGGUGGCAGCAAGGAUGCAGCGUUCACCAAGAAGGAGGGGCAGGACGACUCCAUCCUGCUGGCAGAGGCGGCCGGCAGCCCUGACCUCGACUUGUGCAUCAAGAUGGAGGACCAGGCCAGCGAGGGCAUCGUGGUGGACAUGACCCUGCCCGGCGGCUCCCCAGCCUCAGCUGUCCUGGUCAAGGGUCCGCCCGAGGACGAAGAGUUCAUCCUGCCCCACAAGGAGCCGAUCUUCCACAGUGCACCGCGGCGGGGGCGACGCAAGAAACGCGGGCGGGGCCGGCCGAGGGGCACUUAUGUCAUCUCCUCCAGCGGCAGGAGGCCUGGCCGACCCAAGAAGGUGGAGACACUGGUGGAGGGGCCGCACGGGGCACGCAUGAUACACACCGGCCCUGACACACGCCUGCAGGAGGCUGAGCAAGAGCUGCCCAACAUUGAGCUGGCGCGGGUAGACAACAAUGAUGGGCUGGAGGAGCUGCGGGUGCUGGAGAUGGGCGCCCUCAAGCAGGAGCCCAUGGAGGAGGACCCGCUGAGGCUGGACCCGGUGGAGGAGCCAGUGGACCCCAACAGGAGGAGGCUGCCCCCACGGAGAAGAGGUGCCAGGUACGAGAAGAUGAUCCAGGCCCUCAAGAAGCCGGAGUACGAGGACGAUGACCUGUCACUGGGGGAGGAGGAGGACGCCUCACCCGACUACCUCACCUCCCGUCGCCCCCCGCCCCCCCCACGCCCCAGGGGAACCUCCGGCCCUGGGAAGAGGGGCCGCCCAAGGAAGCACUGGCCGCCGCCCUUGGUCAAACUGGAGCCUGACACCCCCCAGCAGCAGCAGCACCAGACGCAGCACAUCCUCUGCAGCCGCCUGGACAUGGACCCGGGGAGCCUUAACGCCACUGACUUCACCCAGGCGGAGAAACACAACCUGCUCAUCACCUUCCAGCAGCCAGAGACGGGGGAAAUGGUGAUCACGAUGCUGCCCCCGCCCCCGCCCUCAUCCUCCUCCACCGCCGCUGCCGUCUCAGCCGCCACACAGUCCUCAGCCGCCACCACCACUACUGUUGCUACUGGUGUUGUCUCACAUGUGCAGCAGGGCCAGGAUUUCCAGAGUGACCCCUUGGCAACCAGUGAUGAUGCCUCUGAGGGGCACCGGUGUGAGCACUGCGGCCAGGUCAUCCAGUUCAAGCGCGACUACAUCCGACACCUGCGGCAGAAGCACGACCUGCGGCCCUACGAGUGCGACCAGUGCGGCAAGACCUUCACCUCCAGCUCUGCCCUCGAGGCCCACCACCGCGUGCACGGGCUGGAGCGUCCCCACCGCUGUGACUACUGCGGCAAGGGAUUCCUGGACCCCUCCCACCUCAAGACCCACGUGUUGACCCACACCGGCGAGCGGCCACACCGCUGCCACCACUGCUUCAAGGCUUUCGCGCAGGCCUCCCAGCUGAAGAAGCACCUCGCCCUCCACCAGGACGGCCACCAGUACCGCUGCUCCGUCUGCAACCGCUCCUUCGCCCACCGCGACACCCUCUACACCCACGUCAAGACUCACACCUCCAGCCGCCCCUUCAUCUGUGACAUCUGCAGCCUUGGGUUCGUCACCAGCAGCGGCCUCAACCGCCACCGCAAGGUUCACAAGCGGUCCAGCGAGCCUCUGGGCAGCCUGGAGGACGAGUUCAAGUGUACGGUGUGCCAGGCGAACUUUACCUACAAGCGCACGCUGACCAAGCACAUGACGGCGGUGCACGGGGACGGCCCACACAUCAAGGAGGAGAGCGAGAUGGACACCAAGCCCUUCCACGCCGAGGUGUCCCUGGUGGAGCAGCUUCAGGAGCAGCUCAAUGAGGGGUACGCCCCCAAGACUUCUGAGCUAUAUGAUGAACCCAAGCAGUCGGAGACGCUGGAGAGCAAGUUCCCGACCAACCCCUUCAAGUGCGGGAUCUGUGAGGAGUCGUUCACCGACGUGGACGUCCUCUGCGACCACUACACCAACUCCCACACCGGGGACCAGGAGGUGUACUGCGACGUGUGCUCAGUGGGCUGUGCCUCGGAGCAGCAGCUGGAGCAGCACAAGCACCUCCACCUGUUUGAGGAGCAGCAGUCCAUCAUCCACACCAUCCCCACUGAUGAGUUCCCCUUCGUGUGCUCCAUCUGCGGCAAAAGCUUCAGGAAGCACCAGGAGUUCAAGCGUCACCACCGCGGACACACGCAGGAGAAGAACUACAAGUGUGACCUCUGCAAUGCCGGCUUCCCCCUCAAGUCUGCCCUGGACAAGCACGUGCUGGUGCACACCGGGGAGCGGCCCUUCAAGUGCGACAUCUGCCUCAAGAGCUUUCGGCAGAGUGCGGCGCUGGUGAGGCACAAGCUGUGGACCCACCGACUCAAGAACCAGAACAAGUGUGAGCUGUGUGGCAAGACUUUCUUCACGCCCACACUCCUCACCUACCACCUGGACAGCCACGGCGAUGCGGGACAGUCGGCCAAGAGCCGCCUGGCCGAGCUGGCGGAGGACGAGGAGCAGCAGCUGCUGGACCAGCCAGGCGAAGGUGGGGACGAAGAGGGCCGGGCGGAGGCCAAGGAGGGCAGCCACCACAGCUGUGAGUACUGUGGUAAGAACUUCCCCUCCUAUGUCACUCUGCUCACCCACAAGCUGACCCACAAACUCAGUGCAUCGUACAAGUGUGACGUGUGCCACAGAACUUUCCGGGAAAAGAGAUACUUGCAGAAACAUAAACUCACCCACAAGGGUGUCAAGAGUUGGAAGUGUGACAUCUGUAAAAAAGCCUUCGCCACAAAGCUCACCUUGAUCAGGCACUCCCACGUCCACCUGCGGGAGGCCCUGCGCCCGGGGCCUGGCCUGGGCAUCAUCCCCGAGGAGGGGGAAGAUGGUGAGAUGGCCGUGGGCAGCACUCUCCCCUCAGUUCUCAAGUGUGAUGACUGUGGCAUCGACUUUGCCCACAAGAGCCACUACGUGCGGCACAAGCUGCUGCACUCUGGCACACCGCUCCUCAAGUGUGGCCUCUGCAACAAGCUGUUUGUGCACAAGAGUGACAUCAUCCGCCACAAGGUGAUGCACUCCUUCAUGUUCACCUGCGACGUGUGUGGACGCAACUUCCACAAGCGUUCGCUCUUCAUGAUGCACAAGAGGAAGCACACAGACGACAAGCCCUUCAAGUGUCACUGCGGGAAGAGCUUCUCCACCAGCGGCAACUACAACACCCACAAGCGCAUCCACAGCGGCGAGAAGCCCUACAAGUGUGACAUGUGUGACUACCGGUGCUCCCAGAGCGGCCGGCUGCUCAAGCACAAGCGCAUGCACACCGGCGUGAAGCCCUUCCCCUGCGACAUUUGCGGGAAGUACUUUGCCAACGCCGAGUCCGCCAAGAUCCACAAGAGGAUCCACACGGGCGAGCGUCCCUUCAAGUGCGGCAACUGUGGCAAGACCUUCAUCAACAACAGCAGCCUCAACCUGCACAUGCGCGACCACAUCCGCGAGGAGAUGUUCAAGUGUGACGUGUGCAACCACAAGUUCCGCCGUAAGCACCACCUGGAGAAGCACCGUCAGUUCCACACCAUGGAGCAGCAGCAGUACCACAACACCACCAUGGGCAUGGAGGGUGAGAUCAGCACCGACGCCCAGCUGUAUAUGUGUGACGUGUGUGGUCGAGUGUUCGACAAGAAGAAGUACCUCUACACCCACCAGAACGUUCACUCUCGCCAGCGCAAUUUCCCCUGCACCUACUGCGGGAAGCAGCUGGCCUCCCGCCUGGCCCUCAAGAACCACAACCUCAUCCACACUGGCGAGAUGCCAUACAAGUGCACCAUGUGCAGCAAGGAGUUCCGCAGCUCCUCCAACCUCAAGAGGCACGAGAGGACACACUCGGGCCAGGAGGCGGGCGGGCACCGCUGCGACACCUGCGACGAGACCUUCUACAGCGCCGAACACCUGAGCCAGCACAAGGCCAGCCACAUGCAGGGCAUGAUGAUGGUGAACCCCACAGUGGACGCUGUGUCCGACAACCCCCACCACCUGUACGUGUUUGAGGCGGUGCGGGAGGUGGGCGAGGCCAUGGACACCACACCACAGCUGCUGGUGGACAACAACCAGCAGCAGUUCCUGGUGGACGGCUCGCAGCCGCUGCUGGUGUUCCCCGAGGCCACCGCCGCGCCCUACCCAGAACUCACUGAGGAGCCCGACCCAGACCCAGACCCGGUGGAGGAAGACCCCGGUGGACAGCAAGACGUGAUCAUAGUGCCAGAAAAGCUGGAGGAGGAGAAGGUGGUGGAGAAGCCCUUCAAGUGUGACGUGUGCAGCAAGUCCUUCGCCAAGAAGCAGUACCUCACCAAGCACAAGUACCGCCACCGGGAGGUCAAGCCCCAUGCCUGCGACGUCUGCAACAAGCGCUUCGCCCAGAAGUUUGAGGUGGCGGUGCACAAGAUCAAGCACACGGGCGAGCGGCCGCACCAGUGCAACGUGUGUGGCAAGCCCUUCCGCAGCAAGGUGAACCUCCUGCACCACAAGAUGCGCCACACGGGGGAGUACCCGUUCCUCUGCUCCAUCUGCCACAAGGGCUUCUCCACACAGCUGCAGCUGGAGCGCCACGUCACACUGCACACGGGCUCCCACCCCUACAAGUGCAGCAUCUGCCAGCGUGGCUACACACAGCGCACCAAUCUCUUGAAACACUUGGCCAAGGCGCACGACAUCAUUGACAUCUCGCAGAUUGAGGGAACAAACUCCAUGGAGAAUGCAGAGGCCGUGGAGAACAUGGAGAGCAUGGAGACAGACGGUGGCGUGGACACAGCCAUCCUGGAGGAGGCCAGGGAGCGCAGUGCGGUGGAGGAGGAGGCCACCCACGCCGCCAUCGCCAUGGAAGCUGACCUGCUGACCAACGAUGAGGAGCAGCAGGCGGCCUACUCGGUGGUGGAGGUGCACCCGGACUACCUGAAGGACUACCUGCUGACCAGCCCCCAUGUGAUGUCCACGCACGAAAUGGACCCCAAGCUGCUGCAAUCCAUCCUUCAGCAGGUCCGAGGCGGCGGCCACGAGGACGCCACCGCCAGUCUCACCGGCGGCCCGGAGGUGGUGCAUGUCAACGCCAUAGACGAUUAGUGACACACACACACACACACACACCAAGCAACACCACCCACUCAACCACCUACUGUUACCAUCCUCAUCACCACCAUCAUCUUCAGCCAACACCAAAGCCAUACACUGACAGGGCUGCAUCAUCACUCCUCUGCCCUUCAUCUCACAUCCUACAACACACACACACACACACACACACACACACACCAUACAUACUCAGGUGGACUUGGUAGGGUGUCACUAAGUCGUUUGAGGUGUGUGGCAACAGAGGGAGUUAGAAACCAGGAGAAGGAGAAGGAAAAGAAUGGGUACUCUUGAUAAUAGGAAAAGGACAGUGUGAAGGAAAAGGAGGAAGAGAGGAAAAAGAAUUGGGUACGCCUGGUUAUAAGAAAAGGAGGAAGAAGGAACAGAAGAAAACGGAUGAGUACUUGUAAUUAUAAGGAGACAAUGAGGAGGAGGAAAGAAGGGAGAAAAAAAACAUUAUGACGCGCUUAAGUCCCUCUGUCUCUGCCUUGUGUCUUGCAGGAUAAGGAAGUGAAGUGCUGAAGGAGUGACUCUAAGAUACUGAUCCUCACUCUCUGACGGAUCUUAUUUGCCAUGACUGUGAUUCUCGGGUUGGUAUUGUUAAACGCUUCCGCCCCGCACACCAACUAUUUCCAAAGGCCAAAAAGGAGAUUAUUGGGUUAUAGUGAGUGUUUUUUCAAGUUCAAGUGCAGAAGAAGGGUCAAAGAAACUAUGCAUGGAAAGGCCCACACAUUUUUUAGGUUCAAGAUGCAGAAGAAGUAAAAAAGAUUAUCGGGUUAUAGUGAGUGUUUUUUCAAGUUCAAGGUACAGAAGAAUGGUCAGAGAAACUACGCAUGGAAAGACCCACAACUUUUUUAGGUUCAAGGUGCAGAAGAAGGGUCAAACUACCAUGAGGGUCAAAAAACUAUCCAUGGAAAGACCCACAACAUUUUAGGUUCAAGGUGCAGAAGAAGGGUCAAACUACCAUGAGAAAGGUAAAAAAACUAUCCAUGGAAAGGCCCACAACUUUUUUUUAGGUUCAAGAUACAGAAGAAGGGUCAAAUUCCAUACCAUGAAAAGAGUAAAAAAAACUACCCAUGGAAAGACCCACAACUUUUUUAGGUUCAAGAUACAGAAGAAGGGUCAAAUACGUACCAUGAGGAAGGUCAAAAAACUAUCCAUGGAAAGGCCCACAACUUUUUUUUUAGGUUCAAGAUACAGAAGAAGGGUCAAAUUACGCACCCUGAGAAGAGUAAAAAAACUACCCAUGGAAAGACCCACAACUUCUUAGGUUCAAGAUGCAGAAGGGUCAAAAACUACCCAUGGAAAGAAGGGCCCACCACCACAACUCCUACGAAAGCCUUCUCAAAUGUGUGUGCGUGCGUGCGUGUCGAAAUCUUUAACAGUACCGCCCACCUCUGUCUCUCCCUUAUGCUUCCCUGCCUUCCCAAACUUAAGCAUUAGUCUCGUUCGUUCUGUAAAUAGUCGUGUAUUUAUGUACAUAUCAACCCUUCCGAACCCUUUCCUUCCCCCCUUUCCUUUCCGCCUUUCCGUUCCGCCUUCCAUCCUUGUCGGCUACCACUAUUUAACAAAAAGACACGACAAGGCAGUCAGUCGCAUGGAUCUAGACACACACACCAACGUUACUCUAGCAAACUCUUCCUCCGUUGUACUUUUUCCAAGGAUUAUUAAAGUAAGAGAGAUGGAAGUAAAAUGUCUCGGCUCU